Messenger RNA from Trachemys scripta elegans, 5032 nucleotides. RefSeq lists its product as uncharacterized. NCBI's taxonomy places the organism in Eukaryota, Metazoa, Chordata, Testudines, Emydidae. The coding region runs from base 1 to 3822 and encodes 1273 amino acids. The transcript has a single exon. The record is from RefSeq and is a predicted model, not a curated record. Gene Ontology annotation, molecular function: GTP binding; protein binding.
AUGUCUUGCAGUUACAGAACAGAAAGGUUUCUUACCCUCUCUGCCAUUUACCAUGUGUCUGUCUGUACUAUUCUAGGCAUCACUUUAUGGGACCUGGAGACACUUCAAAAUCAUGUAGACACAAAACCACAAUCCAAGACUGAAUUUCAGAUUGUUGCAUCUGAUGCCACUGAAGACAAGGCCUCUGCCCUCAGUGUCACAGCAUCGCUGAACGCCAGUUUCCUGUCUGGCCUGGUGAAAGUGAAUGGAUCCGCAGAAUAUUUAAGUGAUACCAAGACAUCAAAACAUCAAGCUCGUGUUUCUCUCCAGUACUCAACUACAACACAGUUUAAGCAGCUGACUAUGAACCAUUUAGGGUACCAUAAUAUCUCUUACCCUGAUGUGUUUGACCAAGGCACAGCCACCCACGUGGUCACGGCUGUGCUGUACGGGGCGCAGGCUUUUUUUGUCUUUGAUCAGGACAUUUCUUCAUCUGAGAACAUACAAGACAUACAGGGAAAACUCCAGGUUAUCAUUAAAAAGAUACCCCUGGUUUCCAUCGAAGGGGAAGGAGCUCUCAAAAUGGUUGACACGGAAAAAGCACAAGCUGAAAAACUUAGUUGUAAGUUUUAUGGUGAUUUUGCUCUUCAGAACAAUCCAGUUACUUACCAAGAUGCCAUGAAAACCUAUUCCACUCUCCCGAAGCUGCUGGGUGCCAGCGGGGAGAAGGCCGUACCAGUGAGAGUCUGGCUGUACCCGCUGACCAAGCUGGAUUCCAGAGCGGCUCAGGUCGUGCGUGAGAUCAGCACAGAACUGAUCUUUGAUGUUCAAACCGCCCUGGAGCAACUGACAGAAUUAGACAUGCGAUGCAAUGACGCAUUGAAGAAUCCAAUUGCCUCAACCUUCCCCGAAACCAAGAGUAAAAUCCAGCAAUUCAAAGAUCUGUGUAAGGAACACAGACAGACUUUCCAGAAACAGCUAGCAGGACUCUUACCCUCCAUUCGUGGAGGUGGAGAAGAGGAAGGGGCCCUGGUGGAUGUUUUAAUCUGCAAAAACCGAUCACCGUUCAGUACCCAGCAACUCAAUGAAUUUCUGGAUAAAAAGGAACGAGAAAUGAAUUUUGUCAAUUUCUAUGUUUCUGCCCUAAAGGAUGUGGAAGUAGUGUCCUCCCAGAAUAAACUGGAUAAAAUAGUAGUUGAUCUUAAGAAUGACUUUGUUGUCUCCUUUAUGUUCACUUCAUUACAUGAAGAAGAACCAUAUUUAUCAGAUUUAAAACUCUACCUUCAGACCCAGUUUAUGAAGAAUACCCAAGAUCCUGCAUCAGUCAGUUAUGUCAGCGACAAAUCCAAACUGUGGUUUGAGGACAAACAGAGGAAACAAAAUGUCCGAAAAUCUGCAAAAUCCAUUUCAGACUUUGCCCGUGUCAAUAAAUCUAAUGGGAAGACUAGAUUCAUUGUGGCCUCGGUCCCAGACAAGGACAAUCCGGGAGCUUCAAUUUACCUCUAUGAAAAUGGAGACCUGGUCAGCACUAACUAUGAACCUCCAUCAAAACCUCUUUCUCUCCUGAUUGAUGGAGUCAGACAUGACUGUGUGCAGCUCACCUUUAACCCAGCAGCCUUUGGAAGGGAGGAGAUAUCUUGCUAUCGGGUAGAGUACAGAAUGGUAGGGCAGGAGAACUGGACAGUUGUGGAUGUAAAUAACAAAGAAGGGACGUUCACAGUAACAGGGCUACGUGCAAACACCGAGUACCAGUUCCGAUACGCUGCAGUGAGCAAAUCAGGGCUCAGCGAGAGCAGCGACGUGAGUGAUCCUGUGAAGACACUUCCCCCGACCAGCCCUCCUGGGAAGCCAGAAAAAGUUACUGUAGAAUCAUCAGCCAUCGCCCUCACCUGGGAGAGUCCAAGUGUCAUUGCAGAUGGAGUCAGUAUAAGGGAGUAUAAGGUGGACUAUAAAGAGGAAGCUGGAGGUGAGCAGAAAGACAAAUGGCUGGAACGAAGGACGGGCGAGAGAACAGAGUUCUGUACCAUUGGUGGACUGAGGCCUGAGACUCCCUACAGAUUCCGGGUGUCGGCUGUGUGUGCGGAUGGGGCUGUGAGUGCCCCAAGUGAGGAGGUUAUUGUUUCAACACAAAGAAAAGAAGAAUCAAAUAAAUUAGCACGCUCUCUCCGCAAAAAGAGCAAGCUCAUAAAAAAAGGGCAGCCAUCAGUCUAUGCCCUUCCAUUAGAGAAGAUAGCAUUAGGUCCUAGGUCAUCUUAUCUGAAGUGCAGACUUGGAGAAAAGACACAUCAUGUCCCUAAAAAAGUGAUUAUGGUGAUGGGAGCAACUGGAUCAGGGAAAACUACACUCAUCAAUGGGAUGAUCAACUAUGUCCUGGGUGUGCAAUGGAAAGAUGAAUUCAGGUUCAAGCUAAUUCAUGAAAUUACAAACAGAAGCCAAGCCCAGAGCCAGACAUCUGAAGUGACUGCCUACGAGGUCAAUUGCAAGAAGGGCUUCAAAGUCCCUUAUUCCCUGACUAUAAUAGACACCCCGGGAUUUGGUGAUACUAGAGGAAUUGAACAUGACAUAAAUUUAACUGAGCAGAUCCGAGCAUUUUUUUCCACCCCAGGGGCCAUUGAUCAAAUAGACGCCGUCUGCUUUGUAGUUCAAGCCUCCUUAGCUCGUUUGACACACGCCCAGAAGUACGUGUUUGACUCAGUGCUCUCUAUCUUUGGGAAGGAUAUAAAAGACAAUAUACAAAUCCUGAUCACCUUCGCAGAUGGACAGACACCCCCUGUCUUGGAAGCCAUUAAAGAGUCUGAGGUGCCUUGUACUAAAGAUGCUCAGGGUGUCCCUGUUCAUUUCAAAUUCAACAACUCCGCACUGUUUGCCAGCAAUGCUGGAGCUGACGAGGGCAGCUGUAAUUUUGAUGCAAUGUUCUGGGAAAUGGGAGCGAUCAGCAUGGAGACUUUUUUUAACUCCUUAAGAUCUUUAAAGACUAAAAGUUUAACAUUAACCCAGGAAGUUCUCGGGGAACGGAAGAAGCUCGAGGUUGCUGUGCAAGGGCUGCAGCCACAAAUCAAAGCUGGCCUGACAAAGCUAGAGGAGCUAAGACAGACUGAGCGAGCUCUGGAACAGCACAGGGGUGAUAUGGAGGCCAAUAAAAACUUUGAGUACGAGGUAGAACGAACAGAGGCAGUGAAAGAAGAUAUCAGUGGCACAGGUUUGUUUAUAACAAACUGCCAGAAAUGUCACUUCACAUGUCACGAUGACUGUGCAUAUGCUGAUGAUAACGACAAAUACCGUUGUUCGGCUAUGGACCAUUCUGGAAAUUGCAGGGCUUGCCCUGGUAAAUGUGUGUGGAACAUUCACUUCAAUCAAAAGUACAAGUGGAGAUAUGAAGUCAUAAAAGAGAAAAAAACCUAUGCAGAGCUGCAGGAAAAGUACAAAAAGGCCUCUGGUGAGGUGAUGACGACAGAGAAGGUUUUCGAGAGGCUGUGUGAGGAAUACACUAGAGUAGAAGUUAUAGUACUAAAGCUCAUUAAGAGAUCAUCUCUCAGCCUCCAACGCCUGCAAGAAAUUGCCUUAAAACCAAACCCGCUGUCCACUCCAGAAUACAUUGACCUGAUGAUCAUGUCAGAAGAGCAGGAAGUGAAGCCUGGGUACCAGGGACGCAUAAAAUCGCUGAAGGAGGUGAGAGAACAGGCUGUGAUAAUAACCAAGAUCGCCAAUAACGAGGAACUGCUGUCAGCAAAGAAGGAAAAGUACAGGAAGCAUGAAACACCAGAGAUGGGAAUCGUGAAAGUUGGCAAGAAGCUCAAAAAAGGGUAUAAUAUGGUAACAGAUUGGUUGUCUGGUGGAAAAUAGCCUGCAGUGAAUCCCCUCACACCUGAAACAUGAAAGCCUGUAAAACAAACACACUUUUCAGCUUUUAUUCAUGAAUGGGGACUUCUGCUAUUUUUACAUUCCAGCUGUGUAGAUAUUUGGAAAAUGGAUCAGGGGUUCUCAAACUUUUUUUUUUUUAAACUGGGCCUCCCUUUGAAAAUAUUUCAGGCUGUGAUGACUCCUCCCCCCCCACCCCAAAAAAAGUGGUACUCUUCCCUGAAACCAGCCGCCACCACCCUCUGGCCGCCCAGCUCUGAAGGCAGCACUGCCUCCAGCAACAGCACAAAAGUAAGGGUGGCAUGGUCUGGCACAACCUUCAGAGCAAGGUGCCCAGCCAGCAGCCACUGGUCUCACAACCUCCCCCACAAUAGCCUUCAACCCCCUUUUGGGUUGGGACCUCCAGUCUGAGAAACACUGCAUUAGAUCAUCUAGUCUGAUUUCUGUAUAAUAUAGGCAGGAGAAUCCACCCCUCACCCACCGCGCCGUUACUCUUGUACUGAGCCCAAUAAUUCACAUUUGACUAAAGCAUCUUCCAGAAAGGCGCCAGUCUGGACUUGGAGAUGUCAAGAAAUGGAGACUCCACCACUUCUCUAGGCAGCCUGUUCCGAUGGUUAAUCACCUCCCUGUUAAACAUUUGUGCCUUAAUUCUAAUGUGAAUUGGUCUCACUUUAACUUCCACCCACUGAUUCUUUUUCUGCCUUUCUCAAAUGGUCACUUUGGCUGCUGUGGGAUCCCCAGUAUCUUUGUUGUUGGGGCAGGACUAAUAAAGGGUUGUUAUCCUGGUUAUCCUUGCAUCUGAAGAAGUGAGGUUUUUACCCACGAAAGCUUAUGCCCAAAUAAAUCUGUUAGUCUUUAAGGUGCCACCAGACUCCUUGUUGUUUUUAUCUUGGUUGUGUGAAUCAAGGACAGUAGAGCUGUACUUGGCAUUUUCCGACUGAGGGACUCACCCUCAACUGAGCAGCUCUCGCUAGGCAAGGGACAGGGUUUCCAAAGCCCAGUUAUUACUCUGCUGUGUAAUAACAGAGCUCAGUUAGAGUUUUGUUACAUACGGUAUAGGGAAAGCCACUGACAUCUAGGUCUAAAGCAGGGUGGGCAAGCUAUGGUCCUCAGGCUCCUGCUGGGGAGCAGCCUCCAGGACAUACAUGGCUCAGUGCCAUUACUCUGCGCGGCUCCUGGAAGCAGUGGCAUGGCC